UCGCCGGUCGCGCAUCGCGGCAUCGCUUUCCAUGGGAGAUGUCUCGGGAUGGCUCUCCAGGUGUUGAUAGCCCAUACGGGCCAGCGGCUGGAGGUCGAUAUCGCACAGUUCUCCGUCCUCGAUGAUCUCAAGGCCUGGGUCUCCAGGAACACCUCGAUCCCACCUCAGCAUAUCGUCGCCUUGACCCCUCACGGGCGCACCGUCAAGUUUGCCAACCUGCAUGCGGAGAAAGAAGUCUUUAUCUACGACAUCCGAAUAAGCGCGUCGGGAGCCGCAAACCUGAUCGUCCCAAUCUCUGCGCCGAAGCCUUACGCUAUCACGAGUGCGCCGAACUCGAUCGACGACGUACAAGCGAUAUCAUCAUGGCAAACCCUGUACCAAGAUCGCCGCAACUGGGCGAUGCGCCUGGCGGAAGACUGCGGACACAUGAAUGCGGCAACACACGCACGAUACGACGAAAUCGACGUCAUCAUCAAGUGCCUGGAUGCCGCGGUAACCAACCUCGAAAUCAGCAUCAAGCAGAUUGAACCGAAAUACACUGACCUGAAGAAAUGGGUCACACCAACCUUAGAAGAGCAUGGAAACUUGGUAUCGAGAUGGGAGCGAUGUCUCGAGCUGGCGAAGAAUACCCCAAUUUCGCCCCUGAUGGUCAAAUUCAUGACUCGACGAGAGGUUAAGAAGUCCAAGCCGACCCUGGAAGACCUGAUCGAGCUGGAUACUGCCAAAAAGGCAGGGAAGCUAGCACCAACCGCUCAUCGGAGGUUCAGUGAUAAGGCCAAAGAACUCGACAAUGCGGCUUCGCGCAUGUACCAGGGCUUGGAAGCAUUGAUCGGCGACUUUGAGAAGUUGAUGAGCCGUUCUGCUCUAACUCAUAGCGCCGACUCUGCGCAGCUCCUCGAGGACAUCGAGGCGGUGGUGAAACAGAUGGACUCUGACUAUCGCACGGCUCUAUCAUACAGCAAUUCGCAACGCGACCUCGCCCAGGCGUCCAAGACAGCCUCUAUUCACACUGAGCAUAUGGUGCCAACAUUGAAAAUGCGAGCCCAGGAGAUGGACGACAUGCUUCACUAUGCCACCGAUGCGCGCAACUCCAUUGCCUCCGAGUCAGCCAAGUUUAUGCGAUACGUCACAGAGAUUACAUCUCUACACAGCAAUGUCAAGACCCAGAUCAACGUGCUCAACCAGUCCGAGGAUGACAUGACAACAUUUGAUUACUUGCGUCUGAUCCAUCAGCUCCCUUAUAUGUACGCUGCCUUUGUGGCAGAAGCUGUUCGACGCCGAGAAUGGGUCGACAAGGUCAAGACUGAUUCGUCGACCCUGGCCAACGAGAUGGCGCUUUUUCAAGACGAAGAGUCGAAGCGGCGGCGCAAAUGGCAGAAGAUGAUUGGCAGUAUGUAUGGACCAGACCUGGACACGAAUGUCAUGGGUCUCGAAGUCAACUUGCUUGGAGAAGACAUUCCCUGGCCUUCAGUGACAAAGGAGGAUCUGACAGAUUUCAUUCAGAUCCUGCAAGAGCAAGAUAUUGAUCAGGCUGUUCUAGGCGACGUGGUGAAGCUUGUGCAAGAUCUUGAUCAUCCGACAAAGCAGCAGUCCAAGAGACUCAAGGCCUUUAAGAAUGGGAGCGUGCAUGAGGCAGCUCUUGGAAGGAGCGGACUGAUGAUUCGAGGAGAUGAUGAUCUCCUCCGGUCGCUCCAGGAUGACAAGGGCAAACUCGAGAACAAGCUCAAGACAGCUGAGAGUCGGGUUCGGCGGUUGGAAGACCUAUUACAUCGGCAGAGCCAGGCAACCCGUCCGGGAAAUCUCUUCCAUCCUUCAGGUCCUCCUCAACAACGCGAAAGGGGCAACUCCGGUUCUUCGGUCAGAUCAAGUCGGUUCGAUGACCGCAGACGAUCUUCAGAUGGCUUGGAUCCAUUACUACGCCGUGUCACUCAGUUGGAGAAUGAGCUACGGGAAGAGAAGCAGCGUUCGACUCGUCUACAACAAGAGCUCGCGGCCCAAACAACCCAGCAUGAGGAUGUGAAGAGCCACAAUGAAGACUUGAAACGCCGACAUGAGGACCUGAACGGCCAGAUUCAAGAGGUUAACACCACCAAGAAGGAUCUACUCGAAAACAUGGAGGCAUUCAAGCGCGAGUUUCUGGAAGAAAGGAAGUCACUGGAGAGCGAGAUCAAGACUCUCAAAGCCCGCCUGGAGGACACUGAGGACGAAAUCGAGCAUUUCGAUGAGUCUAGGCAGCACGAAAAGGCUGGCUAUGUUGUCAGAGUGGAGGAGCUUGAGGCUGAGAUUGAGCAAAUCAACAAGCAACGCCAGGACGAUGCUCUCAAGGCUCAGGGCCAAGUCGAAUUUCUCAGGAAAGAGACGAGGAUCCAGAGGGAGCAGCAGGAGACUUUGGAGCGACAGGUGCAGUCAGCUCAGGAGGAAGCUCGCAAUGCCUCAAGAAUGUUGGCGACUGCCGAGGAGACCUCUGAAAAUCAGUGGCAGGCCUUGAUAAAGCUCUAUGCGGAGCUUUCACCCGAUGUUGCCAUCCCUGACAACUUGGUGGAUCUCUCAGACUCUCUCCUUGCUGUAGCGACGGAGAUCAUUGCCAAGCUGCGCAACUCAGAUGCCGACAUUGAUCUGCUCAAGACUGAUGUGGAGCACCUCACAGCAACCGCCAAGGAACUGCGGGAACAGAUUUCUGAAAAGGAUUCAAAGCUUUCUGAAGACGAAAUCACAACUGUCCACCUUCGGGAGAGCCUCUCCAAGGAAGAGGCAAAGGUCUCUGCUCUGGAAAAGGAGCUAGCAGAUGGCAGAGAGCAGCUGACUGAGCUACGUGCUAAACUCAGUGAUGGUGAAACUGGCUCGGAAGCCUUGCAAAAGAGGGUCGAGGAAGAGGAGAAAAAGGUGAUGACACUGACGGAAGAGGUAGCAUCGAAGCAGUCUCAGGUCGGCAGUCUGGAGGAAGAGCUUCACCUGUUCCAGGAGAAGGUUGAAGCCCUCCAGGGCAAGCUGUCUACUCUGAACACCCAAUAUGAGCAACGAGACGAGAAGACAAAGGAUCUAACACAGCGACUGUACUCGCAAAACGACCGCAUGUGUCGUCUUCUCGAGCGGGUGGGCUUCGCCAUUACGCGGAAGGAUGGGGAGGUGACGGUUACCAAGAUUCCGCGAGCCGAGAGGAACGCUCAGAACCCCAACGACUCAUCCGACCCUGGCUCAUCUCUCCGUCGAUCAGGAACGCUGAGCCGUGCCAUGGCCGACAGCACGGAUCUUGAGCUCCUCUACUGGCUCAGCAACUCGGACAUGCAAGCUGAGGGCGAGAAGUACGAGGCGUUCAUGAACAAGCUUGGCAAUUUCGACAUGGACCUAUUCUCGGAGACCAUUUACCGCAGAAUUAAAGAAGUGGAACACAUGGCACGGAAAUGGCAACGAGAGGCACGGGCUUACCGGGAAAAGGCUCACCACUUGCAAAAGGACUCGCACGAAAAGAUUGCGUUCAAGCACUUCAAGGAGGGUGAUCUCGCCUUGUUCCUACCGACGCGUAACCAGCAGGCUGGAGCAUGGGCGGCCUUUAAUGUCGGAUUCCCUCACUAUUUUCUCCGAGAGCAGGAUGCUCAUCGACUCCGUCACCGGGAGUGGCUUGUUGCUCGAAUCUCACGGAUCCAGGAACGUGUGGUGGACCUCUCGAAGAGUCUACAGCCGAGCAACGAGACGGACUCGAUCAACGACGAGGAGAAUGACAAUCCCUUCCAGCUCUCAGAUGGUCUACGGUGGUAUCUAAUCGAUGCCUUCGAGGACAAACCAGGGGCUCCUUCGACUCCGGGCAUGGGCAAGUCAACGGUGGCAGCCAACACGGUGGAAGCGACAGCAAACAUACAUACCCACGCCACGGGCGCCAGGGGUAAGAGUCGUGACAGCGUCGCCAGUAUCGAGGGUAUCAACAAGACUCUAUCCAAGAGUCUCGAGAGCAGACGCAGCAGCACCGGGUCCAGAAAGGCUCUACCGUUCCAGCUUGGAGGUACGACUUUGUUAAAGAACAGCGCCCUGGCCAGUGAAACAAACUCACUCCGAGCUCACCCAACAGACACCCCUUCCGGCGCGAGUCCCACACAAGGAGGGCUUCUCACGCCGACCAAUGCCAGCACUGCACACCGGGCAGCAGCAGACGGCCAAGACGCGCAGAGGAACGAACAAGCGGACAACCCUGCCAAGUCGCCCCCGAGCGAGUCAUCAGCAAAAGGCGGCGGCGCCCGACCGGACGAGCCUCGGAUUGCGGUGCAGCGGGAGGACUCGAUUGAGAGCCAGACGAAGAAGUCGGUUGUAUGGGAUUCACUGUGGAGUGUGGACUACAACUAUGAGGGUGGCGGAAGAAAGUAG
Molecule: messenger RNA, 4356 nt
Organism: Fusarium falciforme
Lineage: Eukaryota; Fungi; Ascomycota; Sordariomycetes; Hypocreales; Nectriaceae
Product: Autophagy-related protein 11
Exons: 4
Coding region: 49-4356 (1435 amino acids)
Biological process (GO): autophagy of peroxisome; reticulophagy; autophagosome assembly
Cellular component (GO): extrinsic component of membrane; Atg1/ULK1 kinase complex; phagophore assembly site membrane
Molecular function (GO): protein kinase binding; molecular adaptor activity
Source: RefSeq, a predicted model, not a curated record